Molecule: messenger RNA, 2449 nt
Organism: Corylus avellana
Lineage: Eukaryota; Viridiplantae; Streptophyta; Magnoliopsida; Fagales; Betulaceae
Gene: ABCF5
Product: general control non-repressible 5
Molecular function (GO): ATP binding; ATP hydrolysis activity
Source: RefSeq, a predicted model, not a curated record
CAUUGCCCCAACGUCACCCAUUGAACCAUUAUUCCAUGGGCUGAGAGUUUCUGUGUAACUCCACUGGGGAUUGAGGAGAGAACGUCACACCCUUUGCAGUUUGCACUCAUUCUCCUCCCAUUCCCCAUUCCAAGCUCCUCACUUUCCCACCCAGAUUCCCACUCUCUCACCCCCCCAAACAUGGACUUAACCACCAAACUCCAUCGCCUCCACCUCAAUUCCACCUUCCUCACCGGUUCACCCCUUCUCAAUCCCCACAAACUCAUUUUCCGGCCACGUCUCCACAGCUCAAACUCGAUCAAAGUUGCCAAUUUCUUCAACCCCAGCAAAGCCCCAAGCCUCAGAAUCACCUCCCAGCUAUCCGCCGUCGCUGUGGAAACACCGGUCACCGAAACCGACAUCGAGUCUUUGUUCUCGAGCACUACCGUCGACCAAAAGAGGCCCAAUAAGAAAUCAAACACUGGCGCUUCGGGCAUUUCAUCCGGUGUUAAGCUCGAAAACGUGACUAAGAGCUAUAAGGGCGUCACGGUAUUGAAGGACGUGACUUGGGAAGUGAAGAAAGGCGAAAAGGUUGGACUAGUAGGCGUAAAUGGUGCAGGGAAAACGACCCAGAUGAGAAUUGUUGCGGGGCUGGAGGAACCCGAUUCUGGGUCUGUGAUUAAAGCGAAACCCAACAUGAAAAUUGCGUUUUUAAGCCAGGAGUUUGAGGUGUCGAUGAGCAGGACGGUGAGAGAGGAGUUUCUGAGCGCGUUCAAGGAGGAGAUGGAGAUUUCUGGGAAGUUGGAGAAGGUGCAGAAGGCGUUGGAGGGUGUGGGGGAGGACUUGAAACUGAUGGGGAGGCUCUUGGACGAGUUUGAUUUGCUCCACAGAAGGGCACAGGCGGUGAACUUGGAUGGGGUGGACGCUAAGGUUAGUAAGUUGAUGCCUGAGCUCGGGUUCGCGCCUGAGGAUUCGGAUAGGUUGGUGGCCUCCUUUAGUGGCGGCUGGCAGAUGAGGAUGUCGCUUGGGAAGAUUUUGCUUCAGGAACCAGAUUUAUUGCUCUUGGAUGAGCCCACAAACCACCUUGACCUUGACACAAUCGAGUGGCUUGAAGGCUAUCUUAGCAAGCAAGAGGUGCCGAUGGUUAUCAUAUCUCAUGACAGAGCAUUUCUCGAUCAGCUCUGCACAAAAAUUGUGGAGACCGAUAUGGGUGUUGCCAGGACAUUUGAAGGAAAUUAUUCUCAGUAUAUCAUUUCAAAGGCAGCAUGGGUUGAAGCACAGUAUGCAGCAUGGGAGAAGCAGCAGAAGGAAAUUGAACAUACAAAAGACUUAAUAAACAGGUUAGGUGCUGGAGCAAACUCUGGCCGUGCUUCUACUGCUGAAAAGAAGCUGGAGAGACUUCAAGAAGACGAGCUAGUAGAGAAGCCAUUUGAACGGAAACAAAUGAAGAUCAGGUUCCCUGAGCAUGGAAGUAGCGGAAGAUCUGUUGUAGCAAUUAAGAAUUUGGAAUAUGGCUUUGGGGACAAGGUGCUCUUCAACAGGGCAAAUCUUUCAAUUGAAAGGGGAGAAAAAAUUGCCAUUAUUGGCCCAAAUGGAUGUGGAAAGAGUACGUUGCUGAAACUGAUAAUGGGUUUAGAAAAGCCAAGAGGAGGCGAAAUUCUGCUUGGGGAGCAUAAUGUCCUACCUAACUAUUUUGAGCAAAAUCAGGCUGAGGCACUUGAUCUGGAUAAAACAGUGCUUGAAACAGUAGAAGAAGCAGCAGAGAACUGGAGAAUUGACGAUAUUAAAGGGCUCCUUGGGCGUUGUAAUUUCAAAGCUAAUAUGCUUGAUCGAAAGGUUUCUCUUUUGAGUGGUGGGGAGAAGGCACGUCUUGCUUUUUGCAAGUUCAUGGUGAAACCUUCAACCCUGCUAGUUUUGGACGAACCAACUAAUCACUUGGAUAUACCUUCAAAAGAGAUGCUCGAGGAGGCAAUAACAGAGUACAAGGGCACCGUCAUCGCAGUUUCUCAUGACAGAUACUUUAUAAAGCAAAUAGUCAAUAGAGUAGUGGAAGUUAAAGACUGCAAUUUACAGGAUUAUGCAGGAGAUUACAAUUAUUAUCUAGAGAAAAAUCUUGACGCCAGGAUGAGAGAGCUAGAACGUGAGGCAGAGCUUGAGGAGAAGGCUCCUAAAGUAAAGGCCAAAUCCAAGAUGUCAAAGGCUGAGAAGGAAGCUAUGAAGAAGCAGAAAAGGCAGGCAUUUCAGCAGGCAAAACAAAAAUCAAAAGGUCUGAAGAAUUCUAAGAGGUGGAACUGACCAAUUCGCCCAAAAAACUUGUUUCACCAUUUCUGCAUUGUUAAAUUAAUUUUACCUGUGAAAAAGCUUAGGAGAUGAGGUGGCCAGUUGUGAGCCAUGUGGUUGACCAUAUGUAUAUAAUAUGAAUAGAAUUACAGGUAUUACCUCAAUGAAUCAUUGUUUUUUCCCCAAACCA